CUGUGCAUUUGUGCAGCUUCUGGGCUUUUUGUUUUGUUUUUAUUAUGGUAUCCAAGUUGACAUCCCUCCAACACGAACUUCUCAGUGCCCUUCUAAGCUCUGGAGUUACCAAGGAUGCAUUGAUCCAAGCUCUAGAGGACCUAGACCCCAUGCCCAGUUUUGGAGUGAAGUUAGAAGCGUUACAAAUGUCGCCUGAGAAGAUGAAUGGGACGAGUACCGAGACGGACUGCAAACCUGUCUUCCACAGUCUGACCAACGGACAUACCAAGGGGAAGCUGUCUGGGGACGAAGGCUCUGAAGACGGUGACGACUACGAUACACCGCCCAUUCUCAAGGAAUUGCAGUCCCUCAACACCGAGGAGGCAGCCGAGCAGAGGGCCGAGGUGGAACGCAUGCUAAGUGAAGACCCCUGGAGAGCAGCUAAGAUGAUCAAAGGCUAUAUGCUGCAACACAACAUUCCCCAGAGGGAAGUAGUAGACAUUACUGGUCUUAACCAGUCUCACCUGUCACAACACCUCAACAAGGGAACCCCAAUGAAAACCACGAAAAGAGCCGCACUAUACACAUGGUACGUCAGGAAACAGCGAGAGAUAGUGAGACAAUUCAACCAGGCAGUCCAGGUUACUGGGAGUAUGACAGACAAAAGCAGUCAAGAUCAGCUCCUGUUUCUCUUUCCAGACUUCAACCAGCAGAGUCAAGGUACUGUUCAGCCCGAGGAGUCAAGCUCUGAACCUUCCAACAAGAAGAUACGGCGCAAUCGCUUCAAAUGGGGCCCAGCAUCCCAGCAGAUUUUGUACCAGGCUUAUGAGAGACAAAAGAAUCCUAGCAAAGAAGAAAGAGAGGCACUGGUGGAAGAAUGCAACAGGGCUGAGUGUCUGCAGAGAGGAGUUUCACCAUCUAAAGCCCAUGGAUUAGGAUCAAAUCUUGUUACUGAAGUGCGUGUUUAUAACUGGUUUGCCAACAGGAGAAAAGAAGAAGCUUUCCGCCAAAAACUAGCCAUGGAUGCUUACAGUUCUGGACAGACACACAACAUGAAUUCGCUGAUGUCGCACAGCUCUCCUCACCAGGUGCAACCAAACUCAUCUCCACCCAGUAAGCUGCAGGGGUUAAGAUACAGCCAGCAGGGUACCAAUGAGGUCACUUCCUCGACAACAAUCAGCCACCAUGGCAACAGUGCUGUGGCAACCAGCCAGUCAGUUUUACAGCAGGUCUCUCCAGCGGGCCUAGACCCAGGCCACAACUUGCUCUCACCUGAUGGCAAGAUGAUUUCUGUUUCUGGUGGCGGACUACCUCCAGUGAGCACUUUGACGAAUAUCCACAGCCUUACCCAGUCAGCCCACCACAAUCCACAGCAGACACAGAAUCUCAUAAUGACGCCCCUCUCUGGAGUCAUGGCCAUUGCACAGAGUUUAAGCACAUCCCAGGCACAGAGUGUUCCUGUAAUCAACAGUGUGGCCGGAAGUUUGGCAGCCCUGCAACCUGUCCAGUUUACUCAGCAUCUCCACAGUCCACACCAGCAGCAACUCAUGCAGCAAUCUCCAGGUCACAUGACACAGCAACCUUUCAUGGCCACAGUGACUCAGCUACAGAAUUCGCACAUGUAUUCACACAAACAGGAGCCUCCACAGUAUUCCCACACCGCUCGUUUUCCAUCAGCCAUGGUUGUCACGGACACCAACAGCAUCAAUACAUUAACUAGCAUGCCCUCCAGUAAACAGUGUCCUUUGCAAGCUUGGUGAUGUUUCAUACCUCAUUUUCACUGAACAUAGCAACUAAAAUCUGUUUCUACAACUUCAUCCUGGUAGUCCUGGAGGCUGUAAAGUUUUCAAAGGAAAAGAAGCUAGACUACCCAGUACUGGGGAUGACUUCCCAAACAAUAAAGGAGAGCUGCUGUGUCAAAUGCGUUUAUAAAUGAGGGGAGAGGAAAAGAAAGUAUGCACCAAAGACUCCAGUGUGAGACUAUGCUUUGCUUCCCUUCUUGCAGUAUUUUUCUUUCAUUUCAGUACUGGUACAGAAAAAAAUUUAUAUAUGCGGCAGUGUGGAGGAGAAGUAAGGUUGAGUUUAAAAGCAUUUACAGUCGUGUGACGUCUUUGAACAGAUGGAGGCCUGAGACUUACAACAUCAGUUUUAAAAGUGAUACAAAAUGUUUUUGUAGACAAACUGAGCCAACCUGUAAAUAAAUGAAAAGACAAGCUGCAGAUUGCAAAUUAUUUUACAUUAAAUCCUUCUUCUCCCAAUGGAUGUGAAAACAAAACAAAAGUAAUUAAGUGCAAUUUUGAACAUGUAGAUAUUAUCUAAAAAGAAUGGUUGAUUGGUAGAGGUCAGAGCUGAAUUACUUACAGAACAAACCAACUGGUAACAAAGCAGAAGGCACAGUUUCACAGUUGACAUUCAUAUUCUUCAGAACUACAAAUGUGGGAACUAAUUUUCCAGACCAGACUGCAUUUGUGACAACUUCACCUUCAUGUUUCUUUUUUAAAAUAAUGCCAAAGUGUCACAGCAAUGAUACUUGCAAACAGCUUAGCUGUAUCUGUGAUGGAUAGCUUCUGGCUGUCCAGGGAAGGUAAUUCUACAUGAAGCGACCAUGACUGCUUUUACAUAAAGAGAACAUUGAGUACCAUGUCUUCCUAAUUAUCUGCUCAGCACUGACUACUAUAGCAGUCAUGAUGGUGAUAAUGGUGGUAUAGGCAGCAAUAACAGGAAGGUUUGCCAAGCCUUCCAGUCUUCCUUCUUUGUACAUUUGUUAUGCAUAUUCUUGUAAUGUUCUUUCACUUCUGGCUUUGGGGACUCAUAAUUUCUGAAUUACAAUAAAUGCUGGAGGUCUCUGCUCUUUUAGAUUAUAUCUUUUUUUUUACUCUUUGUUUCCAUGCACCCACUCUCUGCUGCUAAAGAUCUGUCUUCACGUUCUUCUGCACAUUAUGUCUUCCUCAGCUAGAUGCCUCCCUUCACCUGGGACCACAGCUUAACAAAAGCCCACCUUCUCCAUGGAAAAGGCAAGCUAUCACUUAACCACUCAAUUCUACCCUUUGUCCUGCUCCACAGAUCUGCAUCUUUUUAUUUUAGUAACCAUUUCCUCAUGUUUAUUAGUUAAAAAUAUGUUUUAAUCAUAACAUUACACUCCAACUUUAAUGAUAGCACCUGAAUUAUCUUAUCUCAGGUGACCAAAGUUAAUUAGCUUCAUACUUUACUUCACUACCCUCAUCGUGUGGUAUGAGAUCAGAUGAUAUCACAAAACUUUCAUGCUUUGCUGCAUAGUAAUACAGCUGAUCUCUAAUACCAUACAAGCUGUGACAUAUUUAUUAGGUCAUUGUUAAUGGUACAAUGUCAGAAUGUAAACAUUUUUCUGUAAAACAAUGUUAUAGAAUUUAUCACCCUGCAGUUUGCUGUUUCUUAAAAACAGUUGCUUUCCUGAAAGGUGUAAUCAGUUACACUGCAUUAUUUAUGUCUGUUGCUGUAGGUGAGUUUGUUCCUCUUAUUUUUAAAAUGAGGUUUUCAUAGUGUCUUUUCUAGAAACUAUUUAUCAUUUAACUUGGUUCACCUUCAAAUACUCAGAGAGGCACUGAGCAACAGUUUUCAAAAUCUAGAUGGUUUUCUUUCAGAAGGUUCCUGUGAGAAGGUACUAGAUGUUGUUGUUGUUGUUGUGUCUUUCGGCUUUUCCCUCUUAGGGGUC
Protopterus annectens (West African lungfish) is the source of this 3670-nucleotide messenger RNA. RefSeq names its product HNF1 homeobox B (gene HNF1B). Gene Ontology annotation, cellular component: nucleus. The transcript has 10 exons. The record is from RefSeq and is a predicted model, not a curated record. NCBI's taxonomy places the organism in Eukaryota, Metazoa, Chordata, Ceratodontiformes, Protopteridae. Gene Ontology annotation, biological process: pancreas development; insulin secretion; positive regulation of DNA-templated transcription. Gene Ontology annotation, molecular function: RNA polymerase II cis-regulatory region sequence-specific DNA binding; DNA-binding transcription factor activity, RNA polymerase II-specific. Bases 45 to 1739 code for a protein of 564 amino acids.